AUGGUAAGAAUGAUGUCUGAAAUCAAGCAAGACAUGGGAUAUAUGAGACAAGAAUGGAAGCAAGACAUAAGGCAAGAAGUUUCAGCUAUGAGACAAGAGGUCUCAAACUACAGGGAAGAGUCCAAUUCCUCAAUUCACAAUCUGGAAACUCAGCUAGCCCAAGUUACCAAAUCAUUAGCGGAGAGGCCCCGGGGAGAACUUCCUAGUACCACAGAAAAUAAUCCUCGGGAGAGAGUUCAAGCCAUUACCUUGAGAAGUGGCAAAGAACUUCCAGAUCCUAUAUUGCAGAAGGGCUCCACUUCAAAGAGCCCAACUGAGGAAGCAAAUCUGAAGGACCAUGAUGAGAAGGAAACUGAACAGAACACCAGCACAAUCCCGUCUACUAAUCAAAAUGCCAAGAAAGCCUUCGAAAAAGGCAAAGAAAAAAUUGAUGUUCCAAUUUACAGGCCACCACUCCCCUGUCCAGGUAGGGUAAAGAAAGACGUGGAUAAAAUGCAAUAUGAUGCUUUGGGACAAAUGCUCCGAUAUGCCAAGUUCUUGAAAGACCUCCUCACCAAUAAGAAGAAAUUGGAAGAAUCAACCAAUGUGGUACUGGGCGAGGAAUGUUCAGCGAUCGUGCACAAGGACAUGCCUCAAAAGCUGAAAGAUCCUGGGAGUUUUACAAUUCCUUGCCAAAUAGGUGAAACUGAUUUUCAUAAGGCUUUAGCUGAUUUAGGUGCAAGUAUAAAUCUUAUGCCCUUUGAUCUUUUUAAGAAAUUAGAUUUGGGUACUCUUAAACCAACACGUAUUUGUAUUCAGUUAGUUGAUCGUCCAAUCAAACAUCCCAAAGGGGUGAUUGAAGACGUGUUGGUUAGAGUUGACAAAUUUAUUUUUCCUGUGGAUUUUGUCAUAUUAGACAUGGAUCCUGACAUUGAGGUGCCACUAAUCCUUGGUAGACCAUUUUUGGUAACUGCAAGGGCACUCAUUGAUGUUGGGAGUGGGAAGCUAGUCAUUCGUGCUGGUGACGAGUGUGCUAGUUUUGACGUGUCUAAGUUGACUAAAUACCCCUUGUCUGCUAAUGAUUCUUGUUAUUUUGUGGAUAUCUUGCAUGAGCAUAUUGAGUCUAUAGUGCCCGAUUUGGUUUGA
Molecule: messenger RNA, 1125 nt
Organism: Ipomoea nil (Japanese morning glory)
Lineage: Eukaryota; Viridiplantae; Streptophyta; Magnoliopsida; Solanales; Convolvulaceae
Exons: 2
Coding region: 1-1125 (374 amino acids)
Source: RefSeq, a predicted model, not a curated record